UGGCGGUGGUGGUGAUGGUGAUGGUGGUGGUGGUGUCGGGGGGCCUCCGUCCACUCAAGGCUCCCUAAGGACUCACGGCUCAUAAAGUUGCAGCCUUGCCCCUCCUUCCCUCCCUCUUUCCUCCAGGGCGUCCCUGCUUUCCCUCACCCACACCCUCACCCUCCAGACAUCCCUGAGCUAAGGGCGGGAGGGGCAGCCAUUUUACAUCCUGAGGAGCCUCGCCUUCAGGAUGCCACCUUGACCCGGGAAGAAUAAGUGAUGACGUCCAUGGCACAGGAGAGCCACUGUAACCUGGCACCCGAGAUGGCACCACCUGCAGCGAGCGGCACCUCCGCGGCAGGCGCCGGGAUUGGCCGUAGCGCCACGGGGGGCGGGACUAUUGAUCGCGGGCGGCCGCUGAGUGGCGGAGGGCGGCGGAAUGGCCUCAGUCAGAGAGUGGAGGCAGCUGUGAGGGCGAGGGUUGGUGUGUUGUCUCGCUGUCCGUCUGCAGUGCCGCGUCGAGACACCAUGAAGCCCGACAAGCCCACCAAGGACCGGGACAUUCUGCGGGCACACUGCGCCAGGCCCCUCAAGGCGUCCCCACAGCCCACUGCCUCGUCCUCCUCCUCGUCCUCCUCCUCCUCCUCUUCGUCUUCUUCUAGCGGCGAGGCGUCCUCCAGUUCCCAACCCGCGGAGGCGCCUGGCGGUGAGGCUUCCGGCGGGGAGGAGAGUCGCGGAGCGGAGAUGCGGCUGUACCUGGACAAGCUUCGGGAGCUGGUGCCCACCGUGCCACGCAGUGGCAAGCUGUCCCGUGUGCGUCUCAUACACUCCGCCAUCGACUACAUCACUGAUCUGCAGGAAGCUCUGGAGGCGCGCACCCGCAGGAAGCUGAGGGAUAAACAGGGUCAGGCGCCGCGCCAGCCCCUCGCUGCCCUUGCCCCAGCACAGGUGGAGACCAACACCCCGCGGGCUUCGCCCCUCUCAGAGACAUCCGCCAACAGGCUACCCUCCACCAGCGGCAGGAUCCCGCCCACAUCCGCCGCCGUGGAGCUCGGCCGCCCCGCUCCCCCCCUAUUGGGCUGUCUCCCCUCCACCAGCGGUAGCAGCAAUAGCAACAACAUCCUCGCCAACAGAAAUAACAGUAACAUCAGUAGUAACAACAACAACACCACCAGCAGCAGUAGCAGUAGCAGCAGCAGCAAUAGUAGUGGUAGCAGUGGUAACAGCAGUGUGGGGAUACCGUUCCUGGCCGCCGUGCCUGUGCCGCCGCAGGACCCGUGCUAGUAGCUCCCCGGAUGACAAUGACAACAGCCUCUCGCAACAACUCGUGGACCUGCUGACGGAGGUGCUGCUGGUUCUAUUCAUGCGCCUCCAAUGUGUCGUGUGUCUCUCCGCCGCUAUGACGGCGCGUCCUCACCUGCGUCAGGGUUGCCCAUCCACAUGGGGCUCCCCGCCACUCAGUUCACAAGCCAUGCAUGGCUUGGCCUGUCGUGGUUGUGCUCGCGUGAGGUAGAGUUUGUGAUACUACGCCUGCCUUGGCACCUCGGUCACUCUGGAGAGUGUAGCUGAACACGUGUCCUGUGGUACGAACCCCAGGGAAACGUAUCCUUGGCACCACACCUGACCAGCCUGGCGCCAGGCGAGAUGCCACACGUGUGUAGUGUUCAGUGCCCAGGUGGCUGCAGAAUAUCAGAAUAUCGGGGAUCCCUAGCCCACCUGCAGCUGUGAGGCGCUCCAAAGUCACCGCCCCUGGUGUUACUGCCUCAGCUUACCCUGCAGACAGACACUUUCUGGGCCAGUGUGUGUGUGUGUGUGUGUGUGUGUGUGUGUGUGUGUGUGUGUGUGUGUGUGUGUGUGUGUAAGUAAACAGAAGUCAAGAGUCGCACCCAGCGUAACCUGACCUGACCUGCAGUAUUGCCAUGGUGACCAGGCUGAGGAAGGCCACUGACUAUCCUCGCCAAACGUGUGUGUGUGUGUGUGUGUGUGUGUGUGUGUGUGUGUGUGUGUGUGUGUGUGUGUGUAGGUACUCGCUCACCAACUUGACUGAAAAGAUAGAUAUUCCUCAAGAGUCAUUCCAUGCAAAGAUAUAGUGGUGAAAAUGUGGUGAUGACUGUGGUAGUAACAGUGCGGUGAUUGUGAUGUGGUGAUGCCACUGCUGUGAUGUCCUGGUAUUGGUGAUGACAGAGGAGCAAGUAAUCGUGAUGAUGGUGGUGGAAGAAGCAGAAGUAGUAACGGUGAUGAAGUUGGUGAUGUAGUGACAGUAGUGUUGUUGGUGGUGAAGGAAAUGGUGUGGGUAGCGCUGACAAUGGCACAUGUGAUGAAGGAGGUGAUGAUGAUGGAGGUCACAGGUGUGAUUCACGUGAGGUAGAAGAAGAGGUCAAGGCGGUGGUGAUGACAAUGGUGGUGGUGGCAGUGAUGUUUUUUUUGCAACAGAGAAGGCCUAGAUCAGGAAACAUGAAAGCAAGGGAAGCUGCGAGAAACCAUCAGGCCAACGCGUGGCAGUCCCUGUAUAAAAACAUCUACGUUUUUCCACCAAUAAUCCCCAUUCAUGAAUUUAUCUAACGUUACAAAAUACCAAUCUUAUUUCUACCUAUCGUUCCUAUCCGAAGAUUUGCCUAACCUUUUAAAAACACGCCUACCUAUAUUCACCUAUCAUCUCUACGGUACCUAUGAAUUUGUCUAAUCUUUUAAAACUCCCUUAUGACCAGACACUAAUGCAAAUACUAACUUUAACACAUCCUCAAGAGUUCACAUUACUUUCGUUGAGCUCAUCGUUGCAUCCACGUCCUUCAGGGUUCACUGAUUCGGCACCGAAGCAGACCUCAGGGAUUACUAGCAAAGGGAAUAGGAGCCAGAUUUACGUUGGUUUAUUACUUGUGCUUUUCUUCGUCCAGUUAAAACUAAAACCCGUAUUCUUUAGCUAACCUAACAAGUAAAAUAGAGCUCUUGUCAAAAUACAGUUUACCACUCAGUUUCGAGAGAGUAGUGGACGGAAAACGACAAUGGAGGGUCAUUUCAUAAAGCCAAACAACUGUUUGAAAAUGUCCUGCUACUGCUUUACGAAUACCUAAAGAAAGAGAAGGAUUGAUAGCAAUUUAUAAGCGAAAAUAUGAAGAUUAGGUCAAUCAGUCACAAUUCUUUCCUUUAAAUACAUCGGGACUGGUUUCAAAGGCUAUUCAUCUUCUGAUUGGUGCUUUUCUCAUUAGCAGUGAAUCAUUCUUAUUAGAUUCUCACUAGAAUUACACACACACACAUAAAAAAAAAAAACUUGAAAAUUCCUAGUAAUUUUCGCUGCAGUCCCUCACUAUGAGUGAUUACAAAAUUGCCUCGCAGAUGACUCCAUGGUCACAUUCUCAUAAGUGUUGUUCUCAUUAACAGUGCAGACUUCUUGUUAGACUCUCACUGGAAUCAUGAAAAGUCCCUUGAAAAUUCAGUAACUUUCACUACAUUUAUAUAGAUAUCUACCUACUUUUGAAUUCAUUUAUUCAUUUUAGUAGAGGCAAUAAUUCUAUGAGCUUUUCUUCAUAACUUUAUAUGCACCAACACCUGGCUAAAAACUUUUAUCAUUUUUUUUAUAAUUAUAUGUUUUCACUUGUGCGGGAGAUCGGCAAGAAGAAAUAAAAAAUAAAAAAAUGAGGUGGAAGAGGAAGUAGAAAGGUUGGCUGUUUAUCACUCCCCAAAAAAUGAUAAGACUUCUAAAACGUAGGCCAUCUGAUACCUGAGAUGUCCUGGUAAAUAAGAACAUCAGAAAAUAAGGGAAGCUGCAGGAGGCUGUCAGACUUACAUGUGGCAGACCUUAUGUUAAAGCAUGCCGACCUGUUUGCAAGUAUCAUUCUCAUCCACACACAUGUGUGUCGUCUAUAAUGAUUCAGCAUUAACAGUCUAAUUACUUGGUCUAUUCCAUUCAUUCACCAAUCUAGUUAAGAACCGAUACCUUCCCAGCUCGUUUUUAAAUCUGACUCACUCAAGCUUGACCUUGUCUUUUGAUUUAUCCUGAUCAUUCUUGAGGCAAUUCAAGUAACAGUGGGGGAAAACAGAUGCAAGUAAGGAAUAUCAUAUCUAUAUCACAUAUAAUCCUUCUCUCCUGACUAUACUCAUUUAUCAUUGUCUUAACAUCUCUAGACUAAAAAACUUGGGACAAUAAUGACUCCACCUCGUGUUUGCUCAUCAGAAUUGUUUUUUUAAAGGCCACGGAGAUUAUCAGGAGUGUUUUUAUGGUGUUUUUUUCCUCCGUUGAUGCAGAAUUGGCGUCAUAUUUCCACUAGAGGUAUGACUAUUUUCAAAGGCCACAGCGACGAUGAGUCAGGUUUUCAUACUUGUUUUAUCUCCCUCGAUGAUGCAGAAUUAUUGUUGUGCUCUCGCUAGGAUAAUGAAAACACUCUUGAAAAAAGAAGAGACGAAAGACUUCUACAACUGGAUAAUGAAAACACUCUUAAAAAAAAAAAUAGACUUCUACAACUACUGCUGUUAAAUCUCAGAAACACAACGAGGUGAUCAGAACAGAACUAUAAUAUGUUCCAGUAGCACUUGUACUUACUUUCUAUCUUAAUUACUCUUUAUAUAUAUUUACUUACAUUUUUUUUUUUUCAGUGUUUGCUUAUUUGCAUUUUAUUUCUCUUGUUUUUUUUUUUUUUUUUUUUACACUUGGGAAGAAAGGGAGAGAAAAAAAAGAAAAGAAAGAUAAAAAGAGAACCGUGUUUGGUGUUCCGUGUUUCCGUGUUCCGUGGAUAGCAUCGACACACACACACACACACACACACACACACACACACACACACACACACAGACGGUAUCAUAACAACAAAAAUCGAUCUCUUCUGUUUGUUGGCUUCAGUGUGAGAGAGAGAGAGAGAGAGAGAGAGAGAGAGAGAGAGAGAGAGAGAGAGAGAGAGAGAGAGAGAGAGAGAGAGAGAGAGAGAGAGAGAGAGAGAGAGAGAGAGA
This is a messenger RNA of Portunus trituberculatus (swimming crab), 4920 nucleotides long. RefSeq lists its product as uncharacterized. The record is from RefSeq and is a predicted model, not a curated record. Gene Ontology annotation, molecular function: protein dimerization activity; transcription regulator activity. The coding region runs from base 259 to 1263 and encodes 334 amino acids. Gene Ontology annotation, biological process: cell differentiation; circadian regulation of gene expression; negative regulation of transcription by RNA polymerase II. Lineage: Eukaryota; Metazoa; Arthropoda; Malacostraca; Decapoda; Portunidae. Gene Ontology annotation, cellular component: cytoplasm; nucleus. The transcript has a single exon.